Molecule: messenger RNA, 243 nt
Organism: Symbiodinium sp. CCMP2456
Lineage: Eukaryota; Dinophyceae; Suessiales; Symbiodiniaceae
Source: the annotation of a GenBank genome assembly
AUGGUAACGGUGAGUGACUGCGCGAACCUGUCGGCGAGCCAAGCCGCACGGGAUGAUCUCGCAGGUGGAAUCGCCUUGGCCGCGGCCGUGAGCGCCUCGCAGGUGGACGUGUUCGGCGUCAGGUGCAGCGCCCGGCGCCUGGCAGAUGAAGACGAGCGGAGGUUGAGCGGAAGUGCCGUGGUAGAUUAUGCCAUCGUUCUACCUGCAGGGAGCAUGGAUCCGUCCACGGUUGUCGCCAGCAUC